AUGGUGACAAACGCCAAUGCAUUAUCAAUCCAAGUGCCUCAGCCUGGGUCAACACAGGCCGGAGGUCGCGUGCGCUUUGACAUUGCCGAUGCGCACGGCCAAAGAGAUAGUAUGGAUCAGAAGGCCUUGAUCAAAGACCUCUGCAGCGCUCUUAGUUCGACAUGUCCGGACUGCCUUGGUUUCCUGCAAGCGGAUGAGCAUCGCUUUGAGUUGUAUCCAAGGGAACAUACUUCCUCAGUGAGCCAUUUGGGUACCGUCUCGCUCGAGCAGUUGCUUAGCAGCACAUACACCUUGACGAGACACAAGCGUUACUCGCUGGCACUCACGUUAGCUUCAUCGUAUCUCCAACUCAGUGCAACGCCAUGGCUCAAUUCUCAUUUGCGCAAGAAGAGCAUCGUCUUUCUGGAAGAUCCCACCGAGCCAGGAUCGGCGCGUUUGGACCAGCCCUACAUCUGCCAGGAUGUUCUCAGCACGGCUGAUAUGUCUGCGACAGACACACUCUCGUGCCUCGCUAUUCAAUGGAGCAGGUCGGUCGCCGAAGAAGCAGGACCUGAAUUUGCAGAGGCCGUCGAGUGGUGUCUCCAUACCAAGGCGCUCAGCGAAACUAGUUGGCGGACAGAUCUGUGGAAGCAUGUCAUCGUGCCUCUUGAGGCUUGUCAGGUGUCGCAGAAACCAAUUUCGGUGUGA
Messenger RNA from Parastagonospora nodorum SN15, 687 nucleotides. RefSeq lists its product as hypothetical. The record is from RefSeq and is a predicted model, not a curated record. Bases 1 to 687 code for a protein of 228 amino acids. The transcript has 2 exons. NCBI's taxonomy places the organism in Eukaryota, Fungi, Ascomycota, Dothideomycetes, Pleosporales, Phaeosphaeriaceae.